Molecule: messenger RNA, 2956 nt
Organism: Pundamilia nyererei
Lineage: Eukaryota; Metazoa; Chordata; Actinopteri; Cichliformes; Cichlidae
Gene: sec22a
Product: SEC22 homolog A, vesicle trafficking protein
Exons: 7
Coding region: 173-1084 (303 amino acids)
Biological process (GO): endoplasmic reticulum to Golgi vesicle-mediated transport
Source: RefSeq, a predicted model, not a curated record
UUCCCACAAUGCACAGCGAAACAGCCACGUAAACGUAAACCAUCGUAGCAUCAGCGCUGCCUGCGGCUUGCCUAGCUGCCUCAGCUUCCUGUAUAGCUACACCUUCCAGAUGUGCAGAUGAUGAUGCAGGACGCAUUUCCCAGGCCUUCAGCGAGACUGCCAGAGCUGUAAGAUGUCGAUGGUGUUGUUUGCCUCUGUGGUCCGAGUCGGGGACGGCCUGCCUCUCUCAGCAUCCACUGAUUAUGAGCAGGACAAAGAGCUUCAGGAAACAAAGAGGCUCCUCAAAGGUCUCUCCAAGAAACUCGGCCAGUUUCCUGACCGCUGCACACUUAGGACUGGACCAUACAACAUCAAUUUUAUGAGCUCGCUGGGCGUUGGAUACCUGAUGGUAUGCACUGCAAGUUAUCCCAAUGUUUUGGCCUUCUGCUUCCUGGAUGAGCUACAGAAGGAGUUUAUUGUCACCUAUGACACCAAGCGGAUCGAGAGUGCCAUGCGGCCCUACUCCUUCAUCGAAUUUGACACCUUCAUCCAGAAGACCAAACAGCGCUACAAUAACCCUCGUUCCCUGUCCACCAAGAUCAACCUGGCUGACAUGCAGACAGAGAUCAAGCUGCGACCGCCCUACCAGCUCUCCCCUGAGGACCUGCGGGCUAUCAAUGGAUUCUCAGUGCACGCACCUUCAAAGUACAAGGGCAUCGCUCCCACGCAGAUGCUGGAGCCGGUGACUCUCCCGGGAAUCGUAUCCUGUGUGCUGAGCAUCCUCUGUGGGGGGCUGAACCUGCUGCGAGGGGUCCACGCUAUAGAGAGCAUACUGCAGAAUGAUGAUGAAGACUUUAAUUACGUGAUUGCCUUCUUCCUCGGCACAGCGGCCUGUCUGUAUCAGUGCUACCUGUUUGCCUACUUCUCAGUCUGGAGGAACAGCAAGUCCUUCCUGGCCUUUGCACUCAUCUGUCUUUCCAACAUGUAUUUGUACGAAUUGAGGAACAUCUGGCAGAUCCUCUUUCACGUGGCGGUGGGCGCCUUCAUGACCCUGCAGAUCAGACUGAGGCAACCGCUCGGCAAAGCACCGGACUACAAUGUCUGACAAAAAAAGAUCUGAAACUCAAAGGAUAAAUGGACCUGUAGUCUGAAAAUACUGGAAACAAAAUAGAGACAAACAACAAAAAACCAAGCAUCUCGAUUCAGUGAGAAAAGCCAAAAGCGAUCUCGCAGCAGCGCGGUAGCCCUGUUCAAUAAACCCCAGCAGCUGUGAACAGAUCUCAGUUUGGACUCUGCUGCAGCUUGAAUCAUUUAUGGGCCUUCCUGGGAAGCCACUGCCCGAUAACAAUUUUCGACUUCCUUUCAGUGCAUCCAUCCCACCUGCAGGACGGAUGCAGUUUUGCUCCCUCUGCAAGCACCAAGUAUUGAAAGCGACGCCACUCGCUGCCAAAUGCACCGGCUAAACAAUCACAUGAACUUCAGUUACUUGUUCAGUUAUUUUUCAUCUUCUAUGUAAACCCACUGGUUCUCCAUCAGGUGCACGACUGGUUUCAGUCAUGGUUUAAACCUAUGCAACGCUGCCUUCUGCACGUGUGUGUCCUCGUAUCUUAUUUCGUAAGUGUUUGUCACCGUUUAGACCAUUCUGCGUAUUUAUUUACCGACUGAUUUCUCUGACGAAGAAUUCUCCAGAUUUUAUGAAUUUUGCUUGGUGAUCGCUCCACUUUUAUGUACACUUGUGUCUUUUUUUAGUCGCAAAGUAGCUCCUGUUUCAGCCGACGCAAACAGGCUGUUUGCAUUCGUACCCUACUUCCUCGCCUACACAGCCUCAAGCAUAUGCCAGUGUCAAGUGACUGUGUUAAUAAACAGGUCUGUGUUGGCAGCGGUAUAGAUGCAUAGCUGCGUUGUCAAAGCCAGAGGCGGCCUGUAUCAUCUGAACAGCCUCUGGCCUGUUUUUUUUAUUUUCCCCUCCCACCGAGCCCCUCAGUUCAGACUUGGCUGCCAUUUCUAAAAACAAAAACAAGAAGGAAAAAAAGCAAAAACUCAUCUUUCACAUUUAGGAUAUUGGCAGUGUUCACAUUUAACACGAUUAUGACACAAAGAUGCCAUAUUUAUCGUCAUCGGGGAUUUAUGGAGUGAUUUCCCGGCGUUCCUGCAUCAUCCCAACAACUAACAGCAAACAAAACGAGAAGGGGAGAGAAUCGAGUCGUGUUUUUCUUUUUUCUCUCCAUGAGCAGUUUCAGUCGUGCCGAGGCUGUCAUGACGUUUUUCUUUUUUAAUUUACAUUUUUUAUUUAUUUUGGAUGAUCCCUGUCUCACAGGAAGAAGUGAAAAAUGAAUCAGAGCAUAGACGCGUACGCAGCUUUGCUUUCACGUCCAUCUGGCAUCUGCACUAUUGUUCUGUCCAGAGACUGCUGUAACACUUCAUUCUCGUGUGAUUCAUCAUCUGAAUGUUCUCUGCUUUCCAGCAUCGGGUGCCACACCUACAUGACCUAAUAGCUCCUUUUUUUUUACCCUACGGCUCAGACUUGAUUGGAACUGAAAUGUGAUUCGCAAACUUCUAGAUUGUUCAGAUGUUUUCCACAGCAGUUACAGUAAACGUGUUGUGUGGGUGUGUGCUGUAAAAUAGGAAACUUGAAAGUCAAAGAUUUAAGUAAUCCAAGUGUGGAACAUGAAUGUGAUCAUUUACAGGUCUUUAAAUGGAAUUUUCUAAUCUAAACUUUGAAUUUAUUUGACACUAGAGACCUGUUAUGAUUAGAAUACAAAAUCUUGUUAAAUGUUAAAGUUAUGAAAUGUGGAAAACAUUGAUUUGAUUUGAUGGGGUAAAUGUGUUGGAACGCUAGUUUUAAGCCAGUUGUAGUAGCUCCAUAUUGGCCAUUUUUGUGUGUGUUGCACGUGCACAUCAUGAUGUGAUCUGGUCCUCAAUUUGAAACAUGUGAGCAAAGCUGUGGAACACCGAACAUUAAAAAACAUUUCCAUUA